UCGAACACUCGCGUCCGUACCUCUGUCGCACCCACAACUGCGAGUAUUUCAUAACAUUAUUAUCAUAAAUUUUUGUGUCGUCUCUGGACAUAAUAAUAACAUAAACAAAAUUAUAUCGCCGUACAUGACACACAGUGUGUAAUAAUAAUACCGCAAACCCCAAGUCCGAACGUCGGUUGGUGAUUUCCGUUCUUUCGAUUCGAAAACCGUUUGAACGCGCAUCGUUUUAAAUGUACGACAACGGCGGCGCGAAAAUCUCGCCUCAGCAGCCAUGUCUGCCGCGGGCCUAGUCACGGGCACCACGGACGCCACUAACAUCAACAACAACAACAACAACUGCUACUACUACAACAACCGCUUCGGCGGGACAAGACCUCCGGCACCCAACAAACCGCCCUCGCGCGGGAUCGCGUCAUCGUCUGCAGAGCYGGGUCGGCGGACAAAUUGUUGCCACUGUAUUAGCUGACGAACGUUUUUUGUUUCAUUAUCUUAUUAUUAUUAUUUUUUUUUUUUCAUUCUUUAUUGGACAUUUUUUAUUUCAACCGACGACACUAUAACGUAACGACGUUUAUAUUUACAUUAAUAGUUAUAAUAAUAAUACCUAAUAAUAAUUCGUAUUUCACUAUACCAUCCAUCGUCGUCGUUCCAAGAAUUAUUGUAUACCAUUUAAAUGUAUAUCCAUUGCGUCCGGUUCGUUUUUUAACGUAAUAUUUUAAACCAUAAACGAUAAAAUAUCUAUUGUGAUAUCAUAUAUUAUUAAUAUAAUAUACUGUCGUUUUGAUAACAUUGCCGUUCGAUUUACGCAGUCGCGCGACGACUGCAAUCGAACACCGUCGCACCGUCUUUCGCGGCGCGAGAGCUGUAUAGUACAAGAAACACUACUGUUGUGGUGAGCACCUGAAGACCAUCGUUGUCGUCGUGACCACCGAUCAACGGCCGCUACAAUGCCGAGCACAAUCAGAGCUCAAAUCGAGAUCAUACCGUGCAAGGURUGCGGUGACAAGUCCAGCGGCGUCCACUACGGCGUGAUUACGUGCGAGGGCUGCAAAGGAUUCUUCCGGCGGUCGCAGUCGUCCGUGGUCAACUAUCAGUGCCCGCGCAACAAGAAUUGCGUGGUGGACCGAGUCAACAGAAACCGGUGCCAGUACUGUCGGCUCCAGAAAUGUCUGCGGUUGGGCAUGUCCCGUGACGCUGUCAAGUUUGGGCGUAUGAGCAAGAAGCAACGAGAAAAGGUCGAAGACGAAGUACGAUUCCACAGGGCGCAGAUGCGUUCAACAGCAGCCGCCGCGGCCGCGGCCGCAGCUGCAGCGGUGGCCGCGCAGGCCACUGCCAUUGAUUGCUGUUCGACUACGACCGGCAUUGGCAGCGGUGGUGGUACCGCGGCCGUAGCCGCUGACUCGUCAGUGUUCGAUCACGACCAGCACGGGCAGCAGCACGGGCACGGGCAACAGCAACAGCAGCAGAUGCCCUCCAGCACCGCCGACCACGGGCUGCGCUUACACCAACUGCACAGUGGGGGAGGACAUCUYUCGCAACACCACCAUCAGCAACAACAGCAGCAGCAACAACAGCAACAGCAGCAGCUACAACAGCAGCAACAACAGCACCAGCAACACCAGCUCCACGGCCAGCAGCAACAGUUUAACAUCAACAGUAACGUCCAGCAAGCUUACGCCGCGGCCGCAGCAGCAGCCGCCGCUGCAGCAGCGGCUGCUGCGUCCGGCGGUGGCGUCAAUGGAUCGAACGGCGGCACAGGAGUCGGAUAUGGAGGUGGCGGGUACAACGGCAGCGGCGGAACGAACGCGGCCGCAGCAGCCGCGUCGCUUGUGGUGGACACGUUCGCGGCGUACGCGGCAGCAGCCACUUCGUCGGCGGUGCAGGCUGGCGCGAGUGGUUCCGUGCCGCCCCCAUACGACACGGCGGCAACGAGCAGCAAUUACGUUGCGGAUAGCACGACACCGGCAGCGUCCAGCACGACGCCGUCGACGGCCGCGGCCACGUCCACGUACGGCGGUGACAUGGAAGUGUCGUCGGUGGCGGCAGUCGCGUCCGGAGCACAGGACAACUUGAUGGCCGGUGUUUCUGGUUCUACGGCCGCCGUUUCUUCGGCCGCAGAUGCCGUCCAGAUCAGUGAAUUGCUGAGCAAGACCAUUGCAGACGCUCAUGCCCGCACGUGUUUUUACACGCUCGACCAGAUACACGAUGGCAUGUACCGAACAGCCACAAUGGCGGCAGCCAACAAGGCCACUGCCGACAAAUUGAUAAUGUACAAGACCAUGCCUCACGAGGAACUGUGGUUGGAAUGUGCACAAAAGUUGACGUCCGUAAUUCAGCAGAUCAUCGAAUUUGCGAAAAUGGUUCCCGGCUUCAUGAAACUAUCGCAAGACGACCAGAUCGUACUACUCAAAGCGGGAAGUUUCGAGUUGGCAGUGUUAAGGAUGUCCCGACAUUACGACCUUCACCGAGACUGCGUCUACUAUGCUGAUGCAUUGCUGCCAGCAGAUGCGUUUUAUACACAAGACACAGUCGAAAAGAAACUGGUGUCGUUGGCUUUCGAAGUGAGCCGUUCUGUGGCUUCGAUGAAACUUACUGAGACCGAGCUGGCCCUGUACUCGGCUGUCGUGUUGCUGUCGCCAGACCGACAAGGCUUGAAAGGCACUGCAGAGAUCGGUCGCCUCAGACAGGCCAUUCUGCGUGCUCUGCGUAUGGAGCUCGACCAUAGGACCGGUGGUGGCAAAAAUGCCACUAACGUUGAUCUGCAACACCAGCAACAUCAUCAACAGCAGCAACAGCAGCAGAAUCUAGUUUGCGAUGCCCUCAUACAAAAGAUCCCGAUACUCAGGCAACUGGGAAUGCUGCACAUGGAAGCGUUGGCCAAGUUGCGUCGUACUGUUCCACACUUGGAGUUCCCGGCCCUGCACAAGGAACUGUUCUCGGUCGACGGCAGUUGAUCUGAGGAGGAAGGCUGCGACGACGACGACGACGACGGCGGCGGCGGCGUCGGCGGCUGUGAUGGCGGCGGUGGUGGCGGAAGCGGUGGUAGCGGCGACGGUGACGACUCGGUGAAUGACUCGUCUUCGAUCGUCAUCUCGUCGGU
Messenger RNA from Diuraphis noxia (Russian wheat aphid), 3097 nucleotides. It is a transcript of the gene Hr3, whose product is annotated as nuclear hormone receptor 3 ROR-beta. The record is from RefSeq and is a predicted model, not a curated record. Gene Ontology annotation, biological process: regulation of transcription by RNA polymerase II. Gene Ontology annotation, molecular function: zinc ion binding; nuclear receptor activity; RNA polymerase II cis-regulatory region sequence-specific DNA binding. NCBI's taxonomy places the organism in Eukaryota, Metazoa, Arthropoda, Insecta, Hemiptera, Aphididae. Gene Ontology annotation, cellular component: nucleus.